Messenger RNA from Giardia duodenalis, 981 nucleotides. RefSeq lists its product as uncharacterized. The transcript has a single exon. The record is from RefSeq and is a predicted model, not a curated record. Bases 1 to 981 code for a protein of 326 amino acids. Lineage: Eukaryota; Fornicata; Diplomonadida; Hexamitidae.
AUGUCUGAUGACAUAAAGAGUGUGACAAGUGAUUUAUCGACUAGGUCUGGCUGUACUGGAGCCGCCAGGCCUCCUCGUGACCCCAACGAAACGUCUAUUUCGUCUAUCUCGAAUCCUACGAUUCAAAAGGGGCGCCACCACCCAGAUGUCUACAGUAUCACAUCUACUCCGCAAUCACACACAUGCUCUGAUUUAAGUACAGAUAGGAGUCAAAGUGAGCUGUUUUCAGGAUCUGUAUGCACACAGGAUCCCAUUCAGUUAUGUGCGCUAACAUCGUCUCCAAGCUCGAACAGUGAUCAUGGUCACCAGUCGUGCGGUUUCCUCACUAAAAAGGAUGAGAUGCAAGGUGAGGAGCCCUCUGACUGCUUUGAUUUACAAAGCUCUUCAUUAUCCUCCGCCCAUAUGAGAAGGAAGGCCGUGACUGGGUGCCCUGAAAAAGCAGAAGAAGAUUCUGACUUACAAUUGUCCGACUUGAAAGCCGGGGAGUCAUCACGUAUUGGACUGCAUUCAUCUUUAUGUAGUGCCAAUCCAUUGCAGAGCAAAGUAAUGAGAGAACUAUCGUUAUCGUGGAAAAAGAAGGUUGAGAACGAAGAAAGAAUAGCAAGAGCCCUUACUAUACCGUGCACAGGACCAUACCACAGAUUGUACGGGAUGAGUCGCAUUACCGCACAGGACAAUACACAAAGGAAGAUAUUGGUUGUAGAGUCUCGCACUUCUCUGCCGCCAUUUACACUGUAUCUUUGCAACGACCAUGACUCAGAAGGUUCUAAAAUUAUUGUUGUGGCAAAACAUGCGACGGCAGCUGACAAUAACGCGAUAGAGCUGUGGGGACCGUGGAGUACAUUUGCUUGUGGUGUAUACUUCCGUCAGUACUUUAAUUUAUCUAGUACUCAAGAGCCCCCACGUGUAAUGUUUAACCCUGUCUCUGUAACUGGGAUGAACAUAAAGUCUCCUGGGAAAACGGUAACUCUGGUAGCCUAG